GAAAAGGCGACAAGAUGGACUUGCAACAGGCGUACGCCAACAUCCCGCCCAUCACCAAGACGCUGGUGACGGGCGCGAUGGUGAUCACCUUGGCAGGCAACUUUGGGCUGCUACCUGUGCGAGCACUGAUCCUCGACUUUUACGACGUCUGGUACAACUUUGCGAUUUGGCGACUGGUGACGUCUGUGUUCUUCUUUGGCAAGCUCGGCUUUCCUUUCCUCAUCAACGUCUACUUCCUCUACAACUACUCCAUGCGCAUUGAGACUGCAGGCCUCUAUGACCGUCAGCCUGCCGACUAUGUGUUUAUGCUGCUUGUGCACUGGGUGACACUGUUGGUCAUCGGAUACUUCCUGGCGCUGCCGAUUAUCGGCAUCCCACUUGUGCUCGCCAUCAUGCACGUGUGGUGCAACGUCAACCCAGAUGUCCCAGUGCGCUUCUGGUUCGGUCUCACCUUCAAGGCGCUGUACUUGCCGUGGGUUCUCCUUGUCUUCAACAUCCUUACCGGUGGAACUGGCAUGAUGGAGCUGCUUGGCAUCCUGACUGGUCACGUGUUCUACUUUAUCAAGUACAAGUGGCCCGAGCUUGGCGGACCUUCUCUCCUGGAGACGCCACAGUUCCUGCGGGAGUUCUUUCCGAAUGCGGCUGGUGGUGUUGCCGGCUUUGGCGAGGCACCCGCGUCACGACAACCCCAGGCCCCGCGUGAUCCACAGGGGUUUGCUGGUCGUGGCCACGUCCUUGGCAACAACUAG
Messenger RNA from Salpingoeca rosetta, 749 nucleotides. RefSeq lists its product as uncharacterized. Lineage: Eukaryota; Choanoflagellata; Craspedida; Salpingoecidae. Gene Ontology annotation, cellular component: endoplasmic reticulum membrane; Hrd1p ubiquitin ligase ERAD-L complex. Gene Ontology annotation, biological process: endoplasmic reticulum unfolded protein response. The record is from RefSeq and is a predicted model, not a curated record. Bases 15 to 749 code for a protein of 244 amino acids. The transcript is spliced from 7 exons. Gene Ontology annotation, molecular function: misfolded protein binding; ubiquitin-specific protease binding.